Molecule: messenger RNA, 2409 nt
Organism: Topomyia yanbarensis
Lineage: Eukaryota; Metazoa; Arthropoda; Insecta; Diptera; Culicidae
Gene: Arl8
Product: ADP-ribosylation factor-like protein 8
Exons: 4
Coding region: 360-920 (186 amino acids)
Biological process (GO): anterograde axonal transport; protein transport
Cellular component (GO): lysosomal membrane
Molecular function (GO): GTP binding; GTPase activity
Source: RefSeq, a predicted model, not a curated record
CACCAUCCAGCAGCCAUCAGCCUGCAGCAGAAAGUGAUAGUGCAAAAGAAGAAAAAGUGGUGAUCCUUCUGUUCUGUGCGUUUUUCUUCGUCUGUCGUUUGCUGGGAGGAUUCAGGAAAGAAAAAAAAGAAAGCUCCAGCUUCGCAAAGAUCGAUACGACGUUCGAUCAGUUUGUUCUCAUCACAAAAGUGCCCAUCGUUGGCAGCUGGAAGAGACAGAAGCCUCCACCAGCCAAAUCAGGUGUAAACAAAAAGGGCAGAACCAGGCGAAAAAUUAGUCAUUCUGCUGAUUCUCUGCAAUCCGUGUCUGUCGACGGUUGUAUCGCUUCCCGGGAACCGAUCCGCUAAGCAGCCUAGAAAAUGUUUGCCUUAAUCAACCGGAUCUUGGACUGGUUCAAAAGUUUGUUCUGGAAGGAGGAAAUGGAAUUGACGCUGGUCGGGCUGCAGUACUCGGGGAAAACGACCUUUGUCAACGUAAUUGCUUCCGGUCAGUUCUGCGAGGACAUGAUCCCAACGGUCGGUUUCAACAUGCGCAAGGUGACCAAGGGCAACGUAACGAUCAAGGUGUGGGACAUCGGUGGCCAGCCACGAUUCCGGUCAAUGUGGGAACGUUACUGUCGCGGGGUCAAUGCCAUUGUCUACAUGGUUGAUGCCGCUGAUUUGGACAAGAUGGAAGCUUCCAGGAACGAACUGCACUCGCUGCUUGAUAAGCCGCAACUGGCCGGCAUACCGGUGCUGGUGUUAGGAAACAAGCGGGAUAUUUCCGGUGCCCUGGACGAGACUGGAUUGAUUGAAAGAAUGAACUUAUCCAGCAUACAAGAUCGAGAAAUUUGCUGCUAUAGUAUCUCCUGCAAAGAGAAAGACAAUAUCGACAUCACCCUACAGUGGUUAAUUGCCCACUCCAAGAGCCAAAGUCGUUAAAUGGAGCAACAGUGUGAUGGUGAAUGGAGGUGAUUUUGACAGACUCGGGUCUGAGAAUUCCCCUCGGUCAGUAAUCUUUAAGUAAUACCUACAAAUAUAAAGAAACAGACAGAUAGAGUAACAAAACACUAACAGCGAGUUAAGUUCGUCGAUUUGCUCCAGAUUUUAGCUAGCAUUCGGUUCCGAAUCUCAACGGUGUCAUUCGCAAUGCAGUUCGCGCAUCGGUGAGAACAAACGAAAUGACCGAACCAUUUGAGGGAGCACCAAGUUAGCAGAAUGCAUUAGUUGAAAACGAACAUCUCUGGUGUUGUGAACGAUUGAUUCAAUAAGUUAGAAAGUGUUGUCUAGAUUUUGUUUUUAACAUUAAUAUUACGAUAAAGUCUUUUAUUAAGAAAUUACGUGAUCGACAAAAACAAACAACUGAAUUAUUCAAGGUAAAAAUCCUUGGUACAGCGCCAAACAGCAAACAGUCACUAUCCCCCUCCAAAACAGUCUCCUUGGCCCACUUCAUUGAAAGCGCAACUUUUCCUCUAAAUCACCUAUAGAUCAACAUAAAAUAUAUGAAAUUUAGAUUAAAAAUAUGCUUUGAGUAAGUUGUUGAAUGCUGCAACAUGCGUGCACGGGGUUAAACGAUGCUUUACUAACGAUUGGGCUCCAAUUCGAAAAAGUAAAAGCAACAAAAAUCGGUAUGUGUGAUAUACGAGAGAAUUGAAUUUCAAAUGGUAGUCAGAAUACCCAGUAACUAAAACAGAAAAUUUGAUGAAGUAACCAACAUUACGAUUAUAGCAACUACUGGUAUUUUCAAUGUUAAUACGCUAGCACAGAAAUCGAUGCUUAAGUUGUAUACAUGAUUUUUAGCCACUUAAUACUUAUUUCAACAAAAACUAGUUUCCAUCAGUUCUUGAUACCAGACCUUAGGUUUCACGCAGUGAUAUAUGUUGUAUAAUGAUAGGCAAUUUGAACAAAUUAAUAAUAAAACUACAGCAAAAAACAGAUGGAUUUUGAACUAAUUAUAGCAUCUUGGGCCCUACUCUCACGGUCACGUCACUUGGUGACUAGAAGGAAAUUUACUUCUAGUCACUAGGGGACGUGACUGUGAGGCACCUUAUGUGCUGGCGAAUACAUAUAGAUAGUUGCCAUUGUUGAGGUUUAAUUUCGUCCAUUUCUUCCCCCUAACUUUACAACUACGGAGAACCCAUUUCUUUUCGAUAAUCAAAAUUACUGGUCACAAUAGUUAAGUAACUUUGUAGCGGCUUAUAUAAUUUACAAGUUGGCGUCUAGCGGAUGAGAAACAAACAAAAGUAACAUCCGAUAGCGGAUAAAUCAAUAAUCUUUAUGACAGCAAAACAAAUAACUAUAGUUAGUAGAUGAAAGGAAACAAACGGAAGGGAAAAGAAACUGAAUAUGAAUAAUGAUCAAUUGAUUAAUAAAAAAAACUUGUAAUGUAUAUAACGAUAACAUAUGGAUUAUAAUAAAAUAUUAUGACUAU